AUGGUCAUGACUCGCUGUAGCGUUUUAUAUUCUCGUUGCACGAAGUACAAACGUUUUCAUCUUCUUUUCGCGUUCUCUCUUCUCGGAAUGUUGUUGAUGUUGUUAGGGGUGAUGUGUGAAGACGAGAACGACGCGGCGACCAAGGAGAACAACGAGAACAUGAACAAGGACAACAGUAUUCCGUCGCUUUCAACCGAAAGCAACAACAUCGAUAAUGAAAACAUUCCAGCAAGGAAAAUUAAAUUUGGAGAAACCGUUAAACUGGACGAGUUAGGACCGGUAAUAGUGCAAUCGGAUUGCACGUUGAAACGCAUUGAAAAUUGGCAUACGUUAACCGAAGGCGAGCGAGAGGCGACGAUGAGAAGGAUUGGAGGAAGGAACAGAGUGAGAUUAGAACAUUGCAAAGAACAGAUACAGAUAUCAGAUGCUGGCGAACUUUAG
Molecule: messenger RNA, 441 nt
Organism: Bathycoccus prasinos
Lineage: Eukaryota; Viridiplantae; Chlorophyta; Mamiellophyceae; Mamiellales; Bathycoccaceae
Exons: 1
Coding region: 1-441 (146 amino acids)
Source: RefSeq, a predicted model, not a curated record